Molecule: messenger RNA, 318 nt
Organism: Gossypium arboreum
Lineage: Eukaryota; Viridiplantae; Streptophyta; Magnoliopsida; Malvales; Malvaceae
Product: 50S ribosomal protein 5, chloroplastic-like
Exons: 3
Coding region: 1-318 (105 amino acids)
Source: RefSeq, a predicted model, not a curated record
AUGGCAAUGGCUCUCCUUAGCUUUAAUCCACUUCACUGUCUCCUGUCUUCACCGGUUUCUUCUUGCACAACAUUCUUGCCCAUUGCUGUUUUACCAAUGUCCAGCGAGGCACAGCUUCCAGAAGAAACGAAGAAGGAAGCUUUGCCGGUUGAACAACUUCCUCUGGAGUCCAAGAUGCAGCAGAUAAUGGAACAGAAGAUGAAGAUGAAGCUGGCAAAGAAAAUAAGACUUCCUAGAAAGCGACUUGUUUGCAAGAGGAAGAUGAGGGAGAAGGGACGAUGGCCACCUUCCAAGAUGAAAAAAUUGAAGAAUGUGUGA